AUGGCGUCGUCAGUUCUUGAUUUAGUUAAACAUUACCAGCACGCAAUAGAGAAACAUCCGAACGACGAGAAUAAAGUGUUAAGAUGUAUAGACAAGCUGUUCAACUUGGCUGUGACAGUCCAGCACCUACAGGAGACAGGGGUGGGCCGAACUGUAAAUGCGUUGCGCAAGGAGCCGGGAGAAGUGGGGCAGGCGGCCCGCUCCCUGGUGUACAAGUGGAAGCUGAUGGUGGCUGCUGAGGAGAGUGAUACGGAAACAGACACAAACAAUGACAGUUCUACUCAGAAUGGACACGGCAGUGAAAAGGACUCGGAUGAUAAUGCUCAAUCGAGGCAUAGGUCCGAUAAAUACGAGCAAUCACAUUCAUCGAAAUCGAAACACCGCCGGGAAACUAACGGGAAUUAUAGCGGGAGCAAACGAAAAUACCACAGCAGUGAGGAUGAGGAACCCUCCACAAAACGGCGAAAACAGUCUAGUUCUAGUGAAGAUGAUUAUAAAGAAAAGUCGCAAGUCAAAGUGAAAACUGAGACUGAAAGCGACAGUCGUGAUGAUAGUGAUGCCUCACAGAGUGACGAAAGUGAGUCAGACAUGUCAGAUUCCUCCCAGGAAGAGGUUAAAGUCAAACAAGAAAUAAAGGUGGAACCAAAUAGUCAUAAGUCGUCUUCCAAACACUCUUCCCACAGUGAGUAUACUGAUCAUAAGUCAUCCAGUUCACAUAGAAGCCAUGAAGAGAAGCACUCUAGGCACCAUAGCUCACAGUCGAAAGACAAGCAUUCUUCUGAGAAGACAUCAUCAAAAGACAAGAGCCACAGUCACGACAAACACAAGAGCUCGAAAGAAAGAGAAACAUAUUCUGAAAAGAAAAUCAAACAAGAAGGAGAUAAAACUCACAAGGAGUCAAAAUCGUCGAGCAAACAUAGUUCAGACAAGCAUAGCGGCACAGAGAAGCACAGUAGUGCAGAUAAACACAGUAGUUCAGACAAACACAAUAGUUUGGACAAACAUAGUAGUUCGGACAAACACAGUAGAUCAGAAAAGCACAGUUUGGACAAACAUAAUAGUGUAGAUAAACAUAGUAGCUCUGACAAACACAAGUCAAGUGGCUCUCACAAAACAGAGAGUGGGUCUGACAAAAACAAAAGUUCUGAUAAACAUAGUAAGUCGGACAAACACAAGAGCUCAAGUCAUUCAGAAAAAGAGAAGCAUAAAAGUUCAUCUGAAAGAGAUGUUGAAAAGUCAAAACACAAGGUUAAGGAAAGUUCUAGUAAUAGUAGUAGUUCUAAGGAAAAGCAUAGUUCCUCAAGUAAGGAAAAGUCAAAAGAUAGAAGUAGUUCUUCUAAAGAGAAAUCAAGUAGUCAUAGUAGUGAGAAGAAACAUUCUUCGUCCAGUGAGAGCAAGUCGAAUGGUAGCAGUAAAAGUCAUUCUGAAAAGAAUGAUGAGAAAGCAGACAAGAAAUCGAAGCACAAAUCCAGUUCCUCUUCACACAAGAGUAAGUCAAGCAGCAGUAAAAAUGAUGAAGUACCAAAGAAAAAAGUUCAAAUACAAACCAUGGAGGAUAGUGAUGACGGAAUCGACUGCGGCUCAGGUGCCAGUUUUGCUGAAGCUCUAGGAAUGAUCAGUCCCGCCAAGCCAAAAAAGAGAACACUGAAGGAGUCCGUUUCACCCAAUGAUUUAAGUCCAGCAACUCUCCUAGCUCCUACUGCGAAGCUAGCGCCAUUACCAGCGCUAGAGAUCUCAGCACUACCAGAAAUAUCGCCCAACUACAAACCACGGCCGCCACCUCGACCACUGCCACAUUUCAGCGAUGAAGAAGCCAUGAAUCAUGUUAUUACAUCUAAAAACCAAAGAACCAAAGUAUAUUCAGGCAACAAGGUCAUAGGAAAAAUACCAACACUCUAUGAAAUGUGUGUUAACGUACUGCAGGAACAUAUCGAUGCACUUGAAUAUACAGGUGGUGUGCCAUACGAAAUCCUAAAGCCUGUCGUAGACAGGGCGACUCCGCAACAGUUGUUCGUAUUGGAACAUUACAAUCCCUACCUGAUGGAGGACACCGACCAUCUAUGGCAGAAGUUCUGUCAGAAAGAUUUCCGUAACAAACAGCGGCAAGAAUUGGAAGCCUGGAGGGAAAUGUAUUCGAGAUGCCAAGAAGAACAAGAAAUUAAGUUAAAAUCGCUAACGGCGAACAUUAAAAUAGCUCAAGAAGCGAAGAAGGCGCCUAUUAAGCAAACAAAAAUGGCGUAUGUCGAUUCAAUUGCAAAGCCGCCUCGAAACAUCGCCAAGAAACAGGCGCAGCAUGGCACAGCUCGACUGGCGACGGGUAGUCCGGCGGCGCGAGUGGCGUCCCUGGCGGCCGCCGCGCCUAACGUACGCCGCGGGGACUCCGGCCCUGUUCGAGCCCUCGCCCCCAUGCCCUCAUCUACUCCUUCCUCCUUCAAACCGAAGAAAGCCCCCCUCAUGGCAAAAGCCCUGCAGAUCAUGCGUGGACGCAAGCGAUGA
Molecule: messenger RNA, 2496 nt
Organism: Spodoptera littoralis (African cotton leafworm)
Lineage: Eukaryota; Metazoa; Arthropoda; Insecta; Lepidoptera; Noctuidae
Source: the annotation of a GenBank genome assembly